This is a messenger RNA of Saccharomycodes ludwigii, 1542 nucleotides long. RefSeq names its product translation initiation factor eIF2B subunit gamma (gene GCD1). The transcript has a single exon. Gene Ontology annotation, cellular component: eukaryotic translation initiation factor 2B complex; guanyl-nucleotide exchange factor complex. Gene Ontology annotation, molecular function: translation initiation factor activity; guanyl-nucleotide exchange factor activity. Gene Ontology annotation, biological process: cytoplasmic translational initiation. Bases 1 to 1542 code for a protein of 513 amino acids. Lineage: Eukaryota; Fungi; Ascomycota; Saccharomycetes; Saccharomycodales; Saccharomycodaceae. The record is from RefSeq and is a predicted model, not a curated record.
AUGGAUUAUCAAGCUUUUAUAUUUUGUGGUAAGGGUCAUGGUUUGGAACCCUUUUCUAAAACUAGAGGGGACACAGGGAUAGUUAAAGCCUUGUUACCAGUUGGCAAUAAGCCAAUGAUUGAAUAUGUUUUAGACUGGUGUGAACAAGCGGGCUUCAAAGAAAUAAAUGUUGUUAUUGACAAAAAUGAUCUAGACUUAUUAAAAGAAGGAUUGGGUUCCUAUUUGCUUAGGAGAGAAGAAUCUUAUAAAAAAUUAAUGAAAAAUUUAAAUUCUGUCUCACCUUUCACUAAUUCAUCAUCAACACUAUCCUCAGCUUCAGUGGGCCAUAAUUACUCCUCUAGUGGCAAUGGCUCUGCGAGUGGCGUUAACUUAUCUCAUAAUUUGAAAAAACCAACCCCGAUAAAAUUUAUUUCAUCAGAAUGCCAAAACACUGGCGAAUGUUUGGCUAAGGAGCUUUUGCCUAAGAUAACAUCGAAUUUUGUUCUAUUGCCGUGCGAUUUUAUCACCGAUAUCCCACCUCAAAUUUUAUCCUAUCAAUUUUUAAAUAUGUCUGAUGAUAACCUAUGUAUGUCGGUUUAUUACAAAAAUAAAUUUGAGAAUAUCGACAAAAAACAAUUAAGCAAUUGUUUCACUGUUUAUUCUGAGGAAGAAGACUCGCCUGUAUUAUUAGAUAUAUAUUCCAAAGAAUCUGUUGAUAAAAAUAAGUAUUUACAAAUCAGAACGCAAUUGUUGUGGAGAUUUCCCAAGGCCACUGUUUCUACCACUUUAUUGAAUUCGUUCAUAUAUUUUUGUUCCUAUAAGCUAGUUUCCAUAUUGGGUGAUGCAGAAAACAAAAUAAAUUGUAAUAAAUCAUUAACUAAAGUGUUUAGAGAUUUAUCAAGAAGAUCGUGGCAACAUUCCACCAAAAAGGAGACUGUCGGUAUAUUUGUUAUCCCUGAAGUUGGUAAUUUUUUGAGAUCUAAUAACUUAAGUUCCUAUAUGGAGGCAAACAGAUAUAUUUUAAAAGUAAGAUCAACAUACAGCAGCAACAAUACUUCGGCACACACACAUAAUAAUAAUUCUACUGUCGGUGGUGAUUCUUUUGUUGGUGGAAAUUGUACCUUUGGCGAAAAAACUAACAUCAAGAAGUCUGUAAUUGGGAAUAAUUGUAAGAUUGGUAAGAAAUGUCGUAUUGUUGGUUGUGUGAUCUUUACCAAUCUGGAAAUUGAAGACGAUUGUCAUAUAGAAAACUGUAUUAUUGGCAACUUCGCUAAAAUAUCUAAAAAAUGUAAAUUGACCAAUUGUUAUGUAGAGAGCUCAUAUGAAGUGGGAGAAAAGAGUAUGUUGAAAGGAGAAACGUUGAAGAGUUUGUAUUUGGCGGACAAUUCUGAUGAAGAUAAUAACAAUAAUGAAAAUGAUGAAGACAACGACCACGACGAUGAUGAUGAUGACGAUGAUGAGUAUAUGUAUCGUGAAGAAAUUAGUGGCGAAGAUGACGAAGAAGAUGGCGAAGGAUAUGAAUACGAUGAUGAAUACGGUGAUGAUGACAUUUUUGAACGUUAA